Messenger RNA from Poeciliopsis prolifica (blackstripe livebearer), 5403 nucleotides. It is a transcript of the gene slc33a1, whose product is annotated as solute carrier family 33 member 1. The transcript is spliced from 9 exons. The record is from RefSeq and is a predicted model, not a curated record. Gene Ontology annotation, molecular function: acetyl-CoA transmembrane transporter activity. NCBI's taxonomy places the organism in Eukaryota, Metazoa, Chordata, Actinopteri, Cyprinodontiformes, Poeciliidae. The coding region runs from base 183 to 1835 and encodes 550 amino acids. Gene Ontology annotation, cellular component: membrane.
UUAUUUAUCUUUGUUCGUUUCAUCUGUUAGGACGUUAUCGCGUUUUCGCCGGUCAAUCUUAUGAAUCAAGCCGCUGGUUGGCUCACUCAUUCCUCUAAUUUUGUGUGUUUGUUUCUGCUUUGGCAUGUUGUCAUCACCAGAUUUUUUGUGGGCACAGCAGGUUUGAUGCCCUUUGCUCCAUCAUGGAGCCCUCAGAUUUGACAACGCGCAGAAACGGGCGACAGAGGAGAGUGCCAGGUGCCUCUGCCCUGUCUGAGCACAUUGGCUCUAUGGACAGAGGGGAGACGAGUUCUCCUGAGCCGGAGAUGGAAGAGGAGGCAGACAGCCUCAUCAGAAGCUCAGACACAGAGAACAGGAGGCGUCACCGGGUUCGGCCGGGUAUCCGUGGUGAACUGGGGAAUAUAUUACUUCUCCUGUUCCUCUAUGUGCUGCAGGGGAUUCCCUUGGGACUGGCUGGCAGCAUUCCCCUAAUCUUACAGAGCAGGAGUGUCAGCUACAAAGACCAAGCCUUCUUCAGCUUUGUCUUUUGGCCGUUCAGUUUGAAGCUUUUCUGGGCCCCGUUGGUGGAUGCUCUGUACUUCAGCAAGUUUGGGAGAAGGAAGUCGUGGCUGGUGCCCACUCAGUACCUACUGGGGCUGUUCAUGCUCUAUCUUUCGGCAACAGUCACCUCACUGCUGCAGAGUGAGGACGGACCCAAGGUGGUCACGCUCACUGCAGUCUUCUUUAUGCUUGCCUUCCUAGCAGCCACACAGGAUAUAGCUGUGGAUGGCUGGGCCCUCACCAUGUUAUCGAGAGAAAAUGUGGGCUAUGCAUCUACCUGCAACUCUGUAGGCCAGACGGCAGGGUACUUCCUGGGGAAUGUGCUCUUUCUGGCUCUGGAGUCUGCUGAAUUUUGCAACAAGUACCUCAGAACAGUUCCCAAAGACACCGGCAUCGUCACCCUGCCAGAUUUUUUAUUUUUCUGGGGGGUGAUAUUCCUAGUCUCCACUACCCUGGUGGCCAUCCUUAAAAGGGAGAACGAUCAGAACAGAGGCAGGAGGAACGUCCCGGUCGAAACUCAGGGUGUCGCAGAAACCUACAAGCUCCUGUUCUCCAUCGUCAAGAUGCCCACAGUCUUCACUUUUUGUUCCCUGCUCCUCACAGCUAAAAUCGGUUUCUCUGCAGCAGAUGCUGUUACAGGUCUGAAGCUGGUGGAGGCUGGAGUCCCCAAAGAGCAGCUGGCGCUCCUGGCGGUUCCCAUGGUGCCUCUGCAGAUCCUUCUGCCAGUGAUCAUCAGCAAAUACACGGCAGGGCCCCGACCCCUUGAUGUCUUUUAUAAAGCCUUUCCAUUCCGGCUGCUUAUCGGGCUUGAAUACGCUCUGCUGGUAUGGUGGACCCCCCAUGUGAAACAAGAAGGAGGAUUCCCACUUUACUACUAUGCCAUAGUCCUGCUCAGCUAUGCAUUGCAUCAGGUGGCGCUGUAUAGCAUGUAUGUGGCCUGCAUGGCCUUCCAUGCCAAAGUGAGUGACCCGCUCAUAGGAGGGACCUACAUGACGCUGCUGAACACGGUCACUAACCUGGGAGGAAACUGGCCCUCCACCGUGGCUCUGUGGAUGGUUGACCCCCUGACCUCUAAGGAGUGCCACGGGGCCGCGGGACAGAGCUGCAGCUCGUCACUCGAGGCAGGGUUGUGCGUCAAGGAAGGAGGCGUUUGUGUGACGACCGUGGACGGAUACUACGUGGAGUCUGUGGUGUGUGUCGUCAUAGGUUUACUGUGGUGGGUGUGGCUGGGGAAGAGGAUGAGGCGGCUGCAGGAGCAGAGCUCCUCUGCGUGGAGAUGCAGGGUGAACCAGUGAUAUGAAUCCUACAGACAUUUCAGUAGUGAGCUGCACCUUCAUUUUCUGCUCCAAAACCAGCUGGACUCACAGUCACUCCCACACAGCAACGUUUUGCUCUGGUCUGGCUUUUUGGCUGCUGGAUCGUGGAGACACUUACCAUUAAACAUGUGACUUUAAUGUACACAUAUGAAGUAAGCCACCAUCGCUGUCUUCUUUUAUUUUUUAAAGUAUUAGUAGUAGAUUUUUACCAUAUUGUUCCGCUUAAGCAAAACCAAACAAGAAUAUCUUGACAAUUUUUUUUCUCAUCUGAAAAAAGAUUUUUUUUGAGACGCUUUUGGGGUUUUAGCACCUCAUCUCCUAACCUUAUAUACCUUUCUUAUAUGAAAGGAAAAUUCACAGAACAGAUGCACUAAUCUUAACUCAAAGCACAUGUGAAGAUUUCACCUUGUAUCCCUGGCCUGAACUAUGAAGCAGAAAAAAAUAUCUCAGUGCAGUUCAGAGGGAAACAGAGAAAUUGGACAGGGUUAACUACAAAUUUUUUUAAAAAACAAAACUGAUUAAAAAAAAUGAUACCUAUAUUAUACAGAAAUAUCUUCUCUUCAUUGUUCCUGUUUCAGUUUUACUAAGGAGGACAUUUUGGGAGUCAUUUUGCUAUAAUAUUUAUAGCAGUUGUUCAUUUUAAUUUAAGUCCAUACAAAGGAAUAAAAUCAUUUUUGUCUCCUCCAGUGUAAAAAGGUGCUGCAUUAAAUAUUUGUUUGUACUUUCAUAUCGGUCAUAUUAGUUAUAGAGUUGGACCAAUCAGGCUGCUGGCAAUUUCUGGUUUCUUUGACCUCUGACCUGUCGGUUUAUGUUCUUCCUCUGACUGCGGUGCAUAAGAGAAAAACAGUGGCGGAAAGUUCUUUGAAAGGUGUUGUAGUAUGGGAUUCAAAAGAAAAUGAAGGAAUUGCAUGAUUAUCUCAAUUUAUGCCCCAAAUUGAUCUGAUUUUGUUUUAUAAUCUCAGGAAAGGUGUACUAAAGUAUCUGCUGUUGGUUCAUAUGUUUAUGUCCUGAAAAUAGCAAAAGAAUGUUUUGAUUAUUUAUUGGAACCUGCUGAUUAAGAUUACUAUUUGAAAUCCUAGGUCGCAGGGUUGCUGGUAAAUAUGACGAGAGUAGUUGCAAUAAAUUCACUUCUAUUUCACUCCCCUGGUUCCUGCAUGUUAACUCCUGGCCACUGUAAUCUGUCCAACAUGGAUAUCUGCUGCACUAAUCCAACAGCAUGAAUACCAGAUUAUGAUGAAAAUGCUAACAAUAUGAAUUUGAAUACAUUAGCAUCAGUUCCCACAUUUCAAACAUGUGCUGUCACUAUUACCAUGGUGAUAUAUUGUACAGCUUAAAUUGGAAAGUUACAAUAGAGAGUGAUCUUCACAACUUGCAUCCAGCUGAACAAGACUGAAACUGGUCACCAGAUAAGACGCACAUUUAAAUAAACUAUAAACAAUCUGCUCUGCAGCUGCUUUUAACUGCAUAUUAGCUAGAUUAAUAAUUUACACAGAAAUAAUCAGCAUAUUUUAUUGACUGUGUUGUUUUCAGCUGAUUGAAAGUAUGACUUUGAUUUCAUGUCACUGUAAAAACAGAAUCAUGACGGUGGAUGGUGUUGUGAUCACAACUCAGGACAUUAAAACAGAUGAGUGGUCGUGUUGCGAGGUGUGACAUUGCAGUACUGUAGAGCGGGACACACCCAUUGUAUGUUGCCCAACUCCCAAGUUCAACCAGUGGGCAAAAUCCACAUGCUUUAAAAAACUCAUUUUUUCUGAUUUUUUUUUUUUUUUUUUCAUAAUUUCUAUUGUGGUUGUUUUUGUUUGUUUAAGCUGUGCCUUGUUUAGUGUCUUCAAGUCAGUUCAUUGUCAGAACUUUAUCUGAAUUUGAAACAUUAAGUUAUGCUGCCACCCUGUGGUGGAGAAGGAUGACUGGUAAUUACCCACACUACACUGUUGCCCUUAAAAUAAUUGUGCAGGUAAUCAAGCUCAGUAAGUUUCUCAACAUACUCGAGGUUUAGUCCGCCAGCUGUUUCUGUGCGCUCCUUAAAGAAGAAUUCAAUUUGCACUUUGUAAUCUAAAAGCUGUGGUCAUCCAUUGUUAAAUGAAUGGAGAUGCCUAAACGUCAUUUUGCCUUUUUAAUGUAAUACUAAACUUCCAUGAGCAAUCACAAACGAUGGCCAGUAUUUUGGUUGAGGAAAUCUUUUCUUUGCCGCUUUUAUGCAACUUUUUCCAGUUUUUUGGUUCCAUUGUAACUGCAUAUACUGUACAAGUUUAUAUUAUUACAGUAAACAUUUAGAAUCUAUUUACUCUGUUUAGAAAGCAGAUAAUUUUAUGGAUACCUUUACAUCAUAUAACAUCAGCCAUGAGGAAAGAUUAGUCUGAGUGUAAUGUCUGAAUGGUGGAUACCAAAAUUCCCUGGUGAAAACAUUGAUGAGAGUAAUUUUUAGUUAGUGAAAUACAUCAAAUAUUGAUUUGAGGAUCUGGUAAAUACUGUUUAUAAUAAAUGCACUGAAAGUAUAAUUUACAUCAAAUGAACAGCCUUUAGUCUUUUUAAAUCACAUUAAAAAGACUAAAUAGACAUUAAACUCACCUCACAGCAAUUUUAUGAGAAUGUUUUAUAUUUACUUCCUCCAGAUCAUGCAUUUAAAUAGUUCUGUCAUUGACACUGUUUACUGAUUUAAUUUGAUAAUUGGUGUUUUUCAGGUGGUGGACAACUGCUUAAGAGUUUUAUUAUUUUAUUUUAUUCUAUUCAUAAUAUAUAUAUUUUAGUUGUUGCACAAUUUUGGUUUACAGCAAUUCAAAUUACAUUCAUUGAUAUCUGAUCUUUUCUUCUUAUCCACCCAGUAACGAAGGCUGUGGUCAAAUGCAUUGAGAUUUAAAAAGAGUUUCAAAGAUUUAUUGACAGAUGUUUAUUGUCACUGUCAUUGUAUUGAGAUUUUUUUUCUUCUUUUCCUUACAAACAACAAACUGUUUUUAAUAUUUGACUAAUGAACUCAAAGCUUGGAAGCUAUGGACUUCGCCAGUAAUAAUUAGAUCAAUUUAGACAUCUGAAUUGAAACAUUUAUUAAAUUGUUUUAUUAAAUGUUUCACUUUUUCUACAUUCCGAAGUCUUUAAAAUAAUAUAAUAAAACCAAAUUAUUUCCUGAUUAACCACUGUGGUUCUGAAGGCUUAAUUUCAAUGGGAUGGAACGAAAUGAAAUUUUGACAUCGUUUUUAUCGGAGGUGGAACCUGGAAGGUCUAAAUUUAAAAAUGUUACUACCUUGAGUAUUUUCCUUCUACUGUCACCACAUGCUUGCAUUAUAACUUGGAGCAGACUGGAAUGUAUGUAAUCUUAAUGAUUGAAUUAUUUUGAUCAUUUAUUUCUGGAUGGUGGUCGGACCCGUUUGUCCUGUGAAGUGCCUUCAGAUGACAUUUCUUAACAAGUGAAGCGAUGGUACAUGAAUAAAUUGAGUUUAAAAUAAAUCCCAUGUUUUAAGACUGUAAAGGAAUCCCACUGAAGGAAAUGAAUGACUAAAAAUGAUUGAAUAUUGAGAUCUCAAUAAAUAUUUAUAAUUAAAAACACGCACUU